Molecule: messenger RNA, 569 nt
Organism: Peromyscus californicus insignis
Lineage: Eukaryota; Metazoa; Chordata; Mammalia; Rodentia; Cricetidae
Product: DNA-directed RNA polymerases I, II, and III subunit RPABC4-like
Exons: 1
Coding region: 125-301 (58 amino acids)
Biological process (GO): DNA-templated transcription
Cellular component (GO): RNA polymerase III complex; RNA polymerase II, core complex; RNA polymerase I complex
Molecular function (GO): DNA-directed RNA polymerase activity; zinc ion binding; DNA binding
Source: RefSeq, a predicted model, not a curated record
AUUUGCUGUCAUAUCUGAUGACCUGAGCUGGACCCCCGAACCCACAGGCGUCAAGGAAACUGACUCCUGGGAAAGAGGGUUUGUAUGCACAGAGAAGCUUCUUUGAGCUGCCGAGGCACUAGCAAUGGACACUCAGGAAGACGUUCAGCCCCCGAAGCAGCAGCCGAUGAUAUCUAUUUGUGGAGAGUGUCCCACCGAAAAUGAAAUAAAGUCCAGGGAUCCAAUCAGAUGCAGAGAAUGUGGAUACAGAAUAACGUACAAGAAGAGGACUAAAAGAUUGGUGGUCUUUGAUGCUGGAUGAAAAGUGGGAAUUCAGGAGUGUCUUCAUUCAUACAUUUGCCCCAUUGAUGUUUCUCGUACAGCUUCUGACUUAGCUUACUGAGGACUACAACUGUAAACCUCUGGUUUCAUUUUAGAAAUGUGAUUGUAUUUUGAUACUUUGUAUAAAGGAAUUUUUGGUUUAAAAAAAAAAAAAGAAAACUGACCCCUGACUUUCCGUCCUGUCCUGCGUUGGUGCACACGCACCCCCUCCACACUCCGACCACAUGCAUAAACAAGCCAGUCUAAAA